Lachancea fermentati is the source of this 336-nucleotide messenger RNA. Lineage: Eukaryota; Fungi; Ascomycota; Saccharomycetes; Saccharomycetales; Saccharomycetaceae. The record is from the annotation of a GenBank genome assembly.
AUGAAAGACCAAGUUUCGCGCGAUUUGGUUCAAUAUGAUUAUGAUGAGGUGCUUGCUGAGUACUUUACCGAUAAAGAGCAAUACCUUUUGUUUGCUCAAGAACAAGAUUUUGAUUUAGACACCUGCUUGGAGCUAUGUGAUCAGGUCAAACUUCUGAACGACGAAAUGUUGGACAACAAAACGGAGCAAAAGGAUGAAAUAUUGCAGGCGGAUCUGGAAUUCAAUGCAUAUAUAGAAGAUCAGGAAAAUAGGGCAUCCAAUGAAUCGGUAGCUGCAGAAAUGGAGACAACAUCGGCGACGACGGAGAGAGAAGUGUUUGGAUGGUCAUGGUGGUAG